Molecule: messenger RNA, 1188 nt
Organism: Parnassius mnemosyne (clouded apollo)
Lineage: Eukaryota; Metazoa; Arthropoda; Insecta; Lepidoptera; Papilionidae
Source: the annotation of a GenBank genome assembly
AUGGCAUUCAAGCAUAAUUCUGAGUGUUUUCAUAGUAACAUUUCAACUUGGAACAUUUUCGGAAUAUGGCCGAAAGAAAACUCAAUCAAAUAUUACACUUUCCUUUCCGUUGUUUAUGCGAUACUUACACUUAUUACGUAUAACGUGAUUUUAACUAUAAAUUUAUUUUAUACAUAUAAUCAAAUAGAAGAAUUAAUUUCAGAAGUCAUUUUCUAUUUCAACGAAGUAACGAUUAUGUCAAAAGCGUAUAUGGUUAUAUUCAAAAGAAAGCAAAUUAUAGAAGUGUUGAAAAUUCUAGAUUGUGAAGAAUUCAAGGGUACUGAUGCUAUAACUACCGAAAUAAUACAGAAAGAUUUGUCAACAUACAGAACUUGUUACAAAACAUAUAACUAUUCUUGUAUUAUAUCGUUUAUGUUAAGAGUCGUUGUACCAAUUUUCGUACAUUUAAUUUGGGGUAAUCACCUCGGGUUACCCAUAUCUAACUAUAGGUUACUUAAUGAUGAAGUUCGGGAAAAAUACUUUGUUUUAUGUUACUUAUAUCAAAGUAUUUCUAUGUAUGGCCACAUGAUGUACAACAUCAACGUUGAUACGUUUAUAGCUGGUCUUAUAUUUUUAACGAUUACUCAACUUAAGGUACUUAAAUACAAUCUAAAUAAUUUGAAAGUAAAUGCGAAUGAGCUGAGAUAUAGUAAAGAGUUUCAAGAAAAUCUUCAAGUGAUUAAACUUAAGCAAUGUUUAGCACAUUAUGAUAAAAUAAUACUGUUUCAAUCAAGUGUUCAAGAAAUAUCAAGUAUCACAUUGUUCGUGAUGUUUGGAAUGGCAUCAGCUAUAAUCUGCGUUAUUCUAUGUGGAUUUUAUUUACCUUCAACAACGGACAAUUUGAUAUUUAUGGUAACGUACUUAAUUACAAUGAGUGCAGCUACAUUUUUUUACUCAUGGCUGGGAAGUCAACUUAUAUACGAGAGUCAGGAAUUAGUAUUUGCAGCGUAUAGUUGCGAAUGGAUAGAUAGGUGCCAAGAAUUCAAACGCAGCGUCGUUAUUUUAAUGGAACAUGCAAAAAUACCAUUGGUAAUGGUAGGCAUGAAAAUGUUUUUAUUAUCACUGGAUACAUUUAUUACGAUUGUAAAAUCUGCUUUCUCUCUUGUAACAUUAAUAAGAAGUUUUCAAGACGAGGAAGAUGGAUCGUAA